Molecule: messenger RNA, 5265 nt
Organism: Parnassius mnemosyne (clouded apollo)
Lineage: Eukaryota; Metazoa; Arthropoda; Insecta; Lepidoptera; Papilionidae
Source: the annotation of a GenBank genome assembly
AUGGCAGCGGACAGCGAUGGGCUAGGCUCGGCGGGCGGGGGCGGCGGCUCGUGCGGGGUGGUGAUGACCUGCGAAGGCGACCUGCGCGACCCGCGAUUCCCCGCGCGCCUUCGCCGCCUACUGCGCGAGUUGCGCGCGCUGCUCGCCGAGCCGCAUCCGCACACGCUCAAAGUUAACAAGGUGGAGCCGUGGAACUCGGUGCGCGUGACGCUGUCGGUGCCGCGCGCGGCGGCGGCGCGGCUGCGCGCGCUGGCGGCGGCGGGCGCGCCGCAGCUGCGCGCGCUCGGCAUCCUGUCCGUGCAGCUGGACGGCGACGCGGCCGUCUCGCUGCGCCUGCAGCACGGCGCCGAGCUCACCAUCAGCACCGACGCCGCGAGUGAUGGCAACUCAUCACGGCAAGCGAAUUCCGAGUUGCUGGCAGGAUUGGGGGGCAUUGGGCGAUUGUUGGGAGAGGGCGAGAGUUCGUCCACUUCAACGGACACUCCCGCUUCUUCAACUUCCACUCCAAGAGAUAACUUCAAAUCACCUAACACCGUUUGUCCGAUGGACGGCAAGAUACCACAGAACAUUCCCACACCGACCACCGACCGCUGUGAGUUCCCGUUCGGAAGCAUGACUCAAGCAAGAGUCAUACAUAGGAAGGAAAAUACGUUAGGCUUAAGCGGUCCUGGGGUCCGUCCAAGCACAGCGAUAGCGGGCACGGAGCAGUUUCCGCGCCCUUCCACAUCCGCAUUCGCGGGUCCUCCUCCGCCCUACCCCGCGCCUUCGCCCACGCCUUCACCCUCUCCUGCUCCCUCCCCGGCGCCACCGGCGCAGUCGCCCGCCUCAGCGUCCGCUUCCACUCCUACUGUGGCGAUGUCCUCGCCGCUACUUGUCAACUUACUGCAGAACGAUGCGCCCGCGCCACAACCCAGGGCGAAACCUGUGCCGCAUCCAGCUAAAUUGGAUCGGUUGGAGGACGCACAGGUGGAGUUAGCAGUGGGACGGGCGCCAUUCGAAUAUCGAGGCGGACGCGCUUCGGUCCCCCGAGCACCGAGCACUCCAGCGCCACCUACAACACCCCAGUCCCCCUCGCUCCCGAGCCCCGGGCCUCCGCCCCCUCCGCCGCCCCGGGCGCCGGUCCGCGCCGCGCCCUUCAUCCGGCGCGCCUUCCCGCCACGUCCGCAACACCACCCCUCGCCCGUGUACCGCAGCCCGGCACCAAACGCCACGGUGGUGGGACGUGCGCGAUUCCCCUCCCCCAACUACGCGCCAGAUACGUUCCCAGCUCCGCCGCCGUAUCGUCAGCAAGGCGUCACGGUUGUUCAGCGGCCGAGACCUCCUCCUCCGCCACCCCCUCCGCCCCGGGUCACUCCCGAAGAUCUGCAGGCGCUGUUGCCACCACCCACUACGUCCAUGGAUCAGAAGACGCAAUCGAGCUUCCAGGAAUUUCAGAGGUAUCAGCAGCAGUAUAAUGCGAGACAACGGGCGGCAUCGCGGGCAGCUUCACAAACGGAUUGGAAUGAGCCCUAUCGGGACACAUUAGGGCUCUCCAUUCCCGAUCUACCCGACAAUUGUGAUUUGGAUCAGUUGUUACCAUCCUUGGGAGCCGACCUAAACCUAGAUGAUUCUGCUCUUUCGGCCAUCUCAGAGCUUGAUGCCAACACCAAGCUAGACCUUCUUUAUGAUCCCCAACAACAGGAUGGGUUGCCCAAUGCUAGUGAUUCAAAUCCUGAUGCACUGUUGCAAGAAAUUACCGGUGGCCAGUUUUCUAGUACGAAUCUGAAUGGACCAUAUAACAAUGAGUUAAUUCCAAGUACAAGUCAUUCAGUGAGUAAUGUGCCUUCAAAAUCUUCGGAAAAUUUUGAGAAUAACGAGUCGAGUUUCAUGCCACCCCCACCUGUUCCACAGCAGUCAACAUCUAAGUUCGUAAAUCCACAUCAAAAUACCUCCCCAAACCCUGCAAUGGUUAAAACCCAAAAUCCGCCAUUUAAAUCUCCUCCAAAUGCCACUUAUUCUAUGUCACCAAAUAGUAUGAAUUCCGAUAGAGUAAAUAUUAGCCAAUCCUCAAUGCCUCCUCCAAUGAGAUUGCCUGUUAGAGCAACUACUUCCGUAGCUACAGCAACUGUAGGCUCUCAGGCUACUGCGCAAGAAAUUGAAGAACAAAGUAAGCAGUACCUCAUAAAAACACUUAUGAGGGAUGAUGAUAUUCCACCUCCCAAAGAACAGGAAAAGAAAGUUGAGGAAGUAACAGUUGCUCAAUGUAAAUUGAAAGAUAAUUUGACAGAGACACCAGAAGUUUUCGGGAUAGCAAAGAUAACAGAAGAUGAUAGUAAAAGGGAAGAUGAUACAAAGUUACAAAAUAAAAUUUUAAAGAAGGACAAAGAUGAUAAACUGCUGGCGCAGAAAGGAGGGAAGCCAAGAACAGGGGGGGCGAAAGAGAAACCCGCUACAUUAAAAGACAAAAUAGUGCGCGAUGGAAAGUCUACCAAAGUUGCCUUACCGCGACCACAAGUCGCGAAACCCGCCACGCCUGUGAGUGAAGCACCAAAAUCACCCACAGGCGAGAAGGUUGAUUCUUUUUCUUUAAAGUUGAGGUUAAAGUUAGAUAAAAAUGAGCCCGUGGUACAGCCUGUGUACAAGGCUGAUAUCAGUUUUGUAAAUUUACAAUCGCAAAAAGAGGGAUUAUCUAAACCAACCGAAGGAGGUGAACUAAGAGUUCCGCCUUUACAUAUCAGCCUUAGAGGUCGUAACUCAGCGGUCAUAAAGAACUCUAAGAAGGAAAAAAAGAAGUUCAGUCCAGGAGAUUUGCAUAUGAAGAAGGUAAAAAUAAGAAAAUCCAUAGAAUCUGAUGACAAGUCUCAUAGACGGGAUUCAGAGGAGUCUCUUGCGACAAAAUCUGGAGACAGUACUGAGAACACAAAGACUGAUGAGUAUUUACAUGUCAAAAACAUGAAGCUAAACAAUCAUUAUGCAGAGGGAGAGACAAUUAAAACUGAGAUCACUGGAGACAAUAAUGUUGUUUACAGAAUGAAAACAAUAUCGAAAAAUGCUCACAUUGUCACUAAAUCUGCACUGACUGACUGCAAGCUACUAAACAAUAAAUUGCAAUUAGACAGUUUAAAAAUGAAAAAGAAAUCAAAAUUUGUCAGUGAAGGUGGAAAAGUCAUAGAGAAGGAAAGAGAUAAAGAUUGUAUAAAUGAUUUAUUGGAAAAAGAAGGCAAAUAUGCUCAGAAUGAGGGUUACAGAGAGACUCCAAACAACUAUGAAGCAAAAAAGAAGUUACCAACUCCAAAACUAGAGAAAGAAGGUGUUGCAAAAUGUGAUAAUUUGAAGUCCAGUGAAGUAAAGACUGUACAGUUAGAUACAGUGUAUAAUGAAAGUGUUAAAUGUGGUGCUAGUGAGCUGGACAGGGUUAAGUGUCAAAAGGGUUUAGAACGGACGCUUAGUGCGGAUGAUGUGGCGGACACAAAGAAGUUCGACACUCACAGGGCUAGUGAAGACAACAAACUAAAACGGACACUCACUGACAGUGCUGUUACCUCACCCAAUGGACUGAUCUCUUCUGAAAAGAAACGAAAGACUAGCCAUAGUUCCUGUCCAGAUCCCCCUGGAUCAACAAACGUAGGCACAAUCAGGGGCAGUCGGGUGGACUCGCCCCCACCCGCGUCUAGUCAGCGUCCUGGGGCGGUUUCGCCGCGGCGAAAAGAGAGGCCGAAGGACAAAUCCUACUGCAAACUCGUCGCCGAAAGGACAGCACGCCCUGACGCCGACAAGUUUAGCAACCGGUCGCCCAACUCCCAAGCGCAAGGGGAGGACUCUGGAAUCGAAUCUAUGGAUGCGUUGUCGGAGAAGUCGCCCAAUCAGGCCAGCCAAUCACCACCUGGACCGCAGAGGAAAGAACGGUUGGAUAUGCCCCGCUCCACCAGUCCAACAUCAGUACAAAGGAUAAUAGGCGUUAUAGACGCACCCCCUGCCUCUGACGAACUAUUAGAAAGGCUCUCAUUAGCGACGGGGCAACCGCAUUACGACCCUGGACCCCCCGAUAUUGACGAUUUAGGCGAUAUUGAAGCAGAAUUGGCUAAAAUGCAUGCAGAUCAUAUAAAUGGCGAUGACACUGUGAGAAGACCGCUCGAUGAACAGAUGCAGACCAAAGAAGUGAAAAGGGAGCCCACACCAAUUCUCAGGGAUAAUGAGAAACAAAGUCAAAGUAAUAACAGAAGUGAAAGCAAAGAAGAGAAAAUAGAUGAAGUGAAACAUGAAUGCAGUAUUGCUCAAAAGAAUGAAACAUGCGGUAAAGAUGAAUGUAUGUCACCUAAAAAAGAAAAGGGAGUUGAUGAUUUUGAUCACCUACCUAGCAGAAUGUCUCCACCGCUUUACACUUAUUCUAACCAAGAGAAGAUCUGUUCACCUGAAUGUAAGGAUGAGAAAAUCGUGUCAGAAAAUGGUGAAACUUGUACAGAGUCAUCUAAAGAUAAGGAACCGAAAAUAGAACGACUACCACUCAAAGCGGAUUUUCCUGAUAAAAGUUUGCUUGAGCAACUACUUAUUGAAAUUCCUACACCUGACUACACAGGUAAAAGACCAGAGUCACCAUCUCCAUCAGCAUUAGAACGCGUAGCGCGAAGUACGGUUCGAACAAGAUCGAGCAGCAAAAUGAACAGCCCAGCUGAUGGACCGAAAACACCAAGGCUUAGUCCCGGGGUGAACAAACUAGAAAGAUCAGAUUCCCCAGCAUUACAGCCCAGGAAUUGUCUUCGUAGUGGGUCUGUAGAUAAAGUAAGCCCGCGAAACGUUAAUUCCGUCCCCGCGCCAGCUAAACCUGGUCCAGGAGCAAAAAGAAAACGUAGGGAGUCUGAAAGCUCUUGUGCGUCCACCAUUAGUUGCGAAGAGGGGUUAUCUCCAGCAGGGCGCCCUAAGAAAAAACCGAGAAGGAUCGAUCAGAAACCAGCCAAUGCUGUAGUUGUUGCAAGUGGUAAAGUGAAAAAGGAGUCUGACAGUGACAGUGAUGAGCCUUUAAUAUGUAAAGUGAGGGGUAAGACGGGGAAGGGGUUGAAACCAGUUGGAGUAAAGGCAGUUAAGGGCGCUGAAGGUGUAGGCACGAGGCGCUCCGUGCGUCACGGCCCUACGCCUCUGACGCCUACGACGCCUAACACGCCCGCAGCGCCUUCGGCGCCACCAAAUAACACCGCCGUCCGACGGAAAACGCGAAGUGCAGUGGGCGAAGGCCCCGGAGCGAGUGUGGGCGCAGUGCGGCGGAGACGCGCGUCCCGCGACGGCAAGUGA